Molecule: messenger RNA, 438 nt
Organism: Hibiscus syriacus
Lineage: Eukaryota; Viridiplantae; Streptophyta; Magnoliopsida; Malvales; Malvaceae
Exons: 1
Coding region: 1-438 (145 amino acids)
Source: RefSeq, a predicted model, not a curated record
AUGAAGGAUGGGUUGUUUUUAAAUCAGAAGAAAUACAUUGAAGAUCUUCUGGAAAAAUGUGGCUUUGGAAAUGCAAGAAGUUUGCCAACACCAAUGGUGAGCAGCUGCAACUUAUCAGCCAAUGAUGGCAGUCCAAUUCAACAAGUAACAGAGUACCAAAGUAUAGUCGGUGCAAUACAAUACAUAAUAAUCACUCAACCAGAAAUUGCAUAUGCAGUAAACCAAAUUUGUCAGUUCAUGCAGUCUCCUUUGUAUCUUCAAUUCAAUGCAGUAAAACGGAUUCUACGAUACUUACAAGGCACAAGUGAUUAUGGUUUGAAGUUUCCUAAUAAUUCUCACUUGUCUAUAACAGGGUUUGCCGAUGCAAAUUGGGCUCAGAUAUUGAUGAUAGAUGAUCCACUACUGAGUAUUGCAUCUAUUUCGGAGGUAAUCUUGUAG